Messenger RNA from Mirounga angustirostris (Northern elephant seal), 9224 nucleotides. RefSeq names its product lines homolog 1 (gene LINS1). NCBI's taxonomy places the organism in Eukaryota, Metazoa, Chordata, Mammalia, Carnivora, Phocidae. The record is from RefSeq and is a predicted model, not a curated record. Bases 1000 to 3300 code for a protein of 766 amino acids. The transcript has 8 exons.
AGGAGUGGCAGCGGAGCUCGGCGGCGGGGAAGGCGUGUGUGCGGCCGACUGAGAGGCUGGUCCAGGGGUCUAAGGUUGGGGAGGCGGCAGUCCCCAGGAAGCGAGGAAGGGGACGCCAAGUGCCGCAGCUCCGCCUCAGCGCUCUUAAGACGAGGGUGCCGGGUCCGCGGCUCAUCUUUCGGUCCCUGAGGCCCAUUAGCUACCAGGCUGGGCUUGCCUCUCCCGGUGAGGAAAAGAGGACUUUUUGGGAUGGCGGUGACGCUUCAAGAGCUUUCCUGCAAGGACAGCGACCCUCACGGAUUUCUGACGAUGAAGGGGAAAGGAGAAUGGAAAAUACGCGAGAUGGACAAGCUUAUUGAGUGCAUGUAUUCAUUUAGCAAGUGUUUAUUGGCCGGGCACUGUUUUAGCCGUUAGGGAGACAACAGUGAACAAGGUAGUUGCAAUCACUUGUCCUCGUGGAGCUUUCGCUUUAACAGGGGAGACAAAAUUAUCACGUAGGGUUAGGUUAUAUAAAGGAAGUCAAGGAGAAUAAGAGGAUCGAGUUUGACUAGGACGUGUUGGCUGUUUUAGAUAGGUAGUCAGGAAAGGUCUCUGAGGAAGUGACAUUUGAGCAGCGAUCUGAAUGAGGAGGAACCAACCAAGGCGAGAUCUGGGGUGUGGGGGGAGGGGAGGAGGAGGGAAGAAUUUUGCAAGCAGGUAGAAUCAACAGGGCGAAGCCUCCGAUGCUGGAAUAACCUUUGCUGUUUAACAGAAACUGCAAGAAAGAAGACCAGCGUAGUCAAGCGGAGCUAGACAGAUCUCUCCCAUAUAUCCAGUGUAGCUGGUUUCAAAACUUGUCUGAGAGGUACACCUUCCUCCAGACCAGCACAGAAAAGAGCUUGAGAUCUACUACCCUUGUAACAGACACUUCAGGAAAAAAAGGUUUUACCGAAGAAAUAUCUUACAGAUUUGUUGCAUUUCUGAGAUUAAUAUUUACAGUUUGGAGUUGUCAGCUUUCUCAUGAGAUAUAUUUUGGCAGUCCCAAUGGAAGCUUUCUUUGACGUUUUAGAACAAUUAUACAAGAAGGUACUUCUGGGAGCCACACUUGAAAAUGAGAACCAUGAUUACAUCUUUUAUCUCAACCCAGCAUCUUUGGAUCAAGAUUGCUCUACAGCCGCCUCUUCAGAAUGCCCAAACCCCCAUGGAGUCCAGGACAAGCAUCAGCCAUCCUCUGCCAAUUUGGCUACCAUUUCUGCAGUGCCUGUGUGUUUGAAGAAACACUCGCCGAUACGCAGCGCCCGGGAAGUAAUGCUCCUUCAGUUAACAGUAAUCAAAGUGAUGAUAACCAGAAUAUUGUCUGUUGAAACUGACUUCCGUGCGAAGGAGAAAUACAGAGAUACAAUUAAAGUUCUUUUAAAAUCAUCUGACAUCGAUUCUAAAUUAACCUGUAUGUUCCAAAACUCGGAUAAAUUGUUAUCUCACAUGGCUGCAAAGUGCCUUGCACUACUUCUGUAUUUCCAAUUGAGAGAAAAGAUAACAUUUAGUAAUUCCUGGAUUGCUUUUUGCCAAAAAAAUCUUUCUGAAUACCCUGAAAAUGAGAAAGCAGUAUACUGCCUCUGGACCCUUACUGUUAUAAUAAAAGAAAUCUUUAAAGAUACAUGUUCACAAAAAACAGAAAUUUUAAAGCAGUUCUUGACUCCUUUUGACACUAUUUUUGAAGUUUUUUACAAUUCGUUAUUUUCUCAGCAUUUUGAAAGCUGCCAAGAUACCUCUAAAAUAAUAAACAGCUUGAUAUGUUUCCUGGAAUUACUUGAACUUCUUAUAGCUUCCAGAAUCCAUCUGAAGCUACAUUUCACUUGCCAGAGGAUUUUAUUUUUGAAACCUUCUUGUGUGCUAGAUGUUAUUACCUGGCCUGUUCAGGCUUUUGUCAAAAGGAAGUUCAUCAUAUUCAUCAAAAAGUGCCUACUCUGGAAAGUGGGCGAAGACCUUUGUCGGGGAUCUAGCCCUGUCCUAAUGCCACCAGAUCGGCAUUUAGAUGUAGAUAUGUUGGCUUUAGCUGAUGCUGUUUUGCGAGCUGUGGAUUUGGGCUUAUUGAGGACGUUGUCUGUCCAUGGAAAACCUCCCUGCUUUGGUGGAGAUGAAAUUCAACCUACAUGUGAGCGUGUCCCUGGUCCAGAUCAUGUUAUUCUCAGAGCAGCAAGCCUACUUAUCAUUAAAUCCGUAGAAAUCAAGUUUCAAAGUUGUGCUUCAGCAGAUGAAAUGAAAGUUGAUUUACAGAGUUUCAUGUGUGAGUUACUGACCUUCUUAAAGCCUCACCUUCAGCCCUCCCUUCAGUCACACAAUCUAUGUGAGUGGAUCUCCAAGGUCUUCAUAGAACAAGACGAUGACAUGCUGGAGGCUGCCAAAGCGUCACUGGGCAUCUACCUAAAGUUGACCAGACAAUGUAAAGCUACUGAAAGCUCGACUCAAGAAAAAGAAAUGUGGAACCAUCACACACAUGAGUAUGGCUAUAAUCCACACUGUAUUUUCUUAUUCUUACUGAAAAACAUAGGAUUUGAUUCUUCAGUUCUUCUUGACUUUUUGAUUUCAUCGGAAACCUGUUUCCUUGAAUAUUUUGUUAGAUAUUUAAAAUUACUGCAAAAAGACUGGGCUCAUUUUUUCACGAUUUGCAAGUAUUUUGACGUAACCGAAUCUAAAGAUAGCAUAAAUAUUUGUGGUUGUAGCUCCUCACUUGUCCAAGACAGAAGUAGCAACCAAACAGAACUUAGCCCUUCAGCUGCUCCUGGUAGUCCCAGAAGUGCUCAUGCUUCGAUCUCCUGGGCUUCUAAUGUUUCUUCUGGAUCUCUGAGCCAUCUUGUGAUAUCCAAGGAGACCCAUGCCACGCUCCAGGCUGAUAAUCUGCCUCCCCUACGAGCUUCUCAAAGUCUGGUAGAUUAUGACAGCUCUGAUGAUUCUGAAGCAGAAGGCACAGACCAGCACUCAGCAAACAGUAAACAAACAUCUUUACACCAAGAAGCAAUGAAGAAAUCUCAGGACCCAGUUGGAACAGGUACGGAUAAAAAACAACUUCGCCUAGAGCCUCAAUCAAGGCCUCUGGUUCCAAAACAGUCUCAUAGUCCCUUCUCUGUUGAUUGUGAUAGAGUCCCAAAUAACGUCUCCAAAGUGGGAAUAUCUUACACAACACUGAAGUGCUUUGAAGAGCUACAAGGUGCCAUUUACCGUUUGCAGAAGAAAAAUCUUUUCCCGUAUAAUGCCACGGCACUUUUGAAGUUGUUAAAACAUAUUGAGGCAAUAUAUAACGAGAGUAUGAACGCUUUGUAAAACAGUAGCAUUUUAUUUCCAGGAACUGUUUUUCCCUGCUAUAAAUUGUGCCUUAAUGAGAUAAUCGUAAAAAUAAAUAAAUAAAUACCCUCAAAAGCAUUUUCUAAAUCAAGUCUGUCCUUUUGCCCUUUUCAGAGUAGCCUAGUGACUGACAGAGAUACCUCAAAUGACAAGUCACCUGAUAACGGUUUUAUGUCACUUGAAAUUUACAGUGGUUCAGACCUAACACAAAUUUGAGAUGGAUAUUCUAUUAGUUUGCUAGGGCUGCUGUUAACAAAUUACCACAAACUCAGUGGCUUAAAACAAUGGAAAUAUAUUCUCUUGUAGUUCUGGAGACUAAAAGUCCGUAAUCAAAGUGUCAGCUGGGCCAUGCUUUCUCUCAAGGCGCUAGGGAAGAAUCCUUCCCCUCCUCUUCCUGUCUUCUGGUGAUUGCUGGCACUCCUUGGUGUUCUAUAACUUGGAGCUGUGUCAGUCCAGUCUCUUCCUCUGUUGUCACGUGAGGUUUUCCCUGUGUGUCUGUAUCCAGUUUCCCUCCUGUAGAUACCAGCCCUGGAUUAGCAUCCACUCAUCCAGUGUGACCUCAUCCUAGCUUGAUUACAUCGGCAAAGACCCUACCUCCAAAUAAAGUCACAUUCACGGGUUCUGGGUAGAUGUGAAUUUUGGGAGGGACACUAUUUAACCCAGUAUACUUAUUAUUUCCCUCAGUUAUUUACUUGUAAUGGGAUGUGUAAAAAAAUCUUAGCAGGUUUUUUUUAAGAGAGGAGAUGAGUUCUCUGUAUUUUUAGGUGUAUGGUCUAUUCUGUGAACAUGAGUCUAUUCUUUAAAGCAAAUUUUUAAUCAGUAGAUAGUUUUCCUAUUUAAAAUUGUUGUGAGGGGUGCCUGGGUGGCUCAGUGAGUUAAGUCUGACUCUUGAUCUCAGCUCAGGUCUUGAUCUCAGGGUCAUGAGUUCAGGCCCCACAUUGGGCUCCAUACUGGGCGUGGAGCCUACUUAAAAAAAUAAUAAAAAUAAGUAAAAAUAAAUUGUGAUAUGAAUAAUUAUAUUCUGCAUUCUUUUUGAGAGGAGGCAGUAAGACUGUGGUAAUCAGAACAGGUCAGUACUCAUUCAGGUGGAAAUGGAAAGAUCAGCGGAACUAAAUAGAGAAUUCCUACUUAAGAUAGCAAUGAGAUGCUAAUGGUAGUGGAAAUGCAGAGGUCAAAAAGUUUGGUAACAGAGUUGGUAUACACUGGGGUAGUUUCUACAUAAUUUAAGAAACACAUUAAAGAAAGUGUAUUCAGGAGUAUUUGAGGCACAUUGUUUACAAAAGCAAAAGAUAAAUAUCUGGUUAAAUAAGAUAAUAUAUAUACUCAGUAGAAUACUAUAUACUUGUGGAAAGAAUGAGCUGUAUCCAUGUUUACAUCUGCAGUAAAAAACAAAAGUGAAUAUAUGGGCCUCCCAUUUGUUUAAGAAAAGAAGGGAGCAAGUGUAAUACACUUAUACAUUUAUAUAUGCUUUCCUGUGUUUAUAAAAUAUUUAUAUAAGAAUAUAUGAGAGUCCUAACAGUGGUUACCUUGAGAAACAGAUCUAAAGUAAAAGAUUUGACUUCUCAUUAAAUACCUUCUUUUACUUUUUUAUUUAUUUGUUUUUAACUGGGUACAGAGAUUUUUUUUUAAGUGAAAAUAAGUUUUUUUCAGAAAAGCAAAAAAACAAACGUGAUUCUUUAUGCUUCUAAGGGUAUACACACGUUGAAUGCCUUAAAAGCCAUGCAUGUACAGAUGUGGUUUUGAGCUGUGUUUCUCUAUAAGGUUAAUAAGGAACCAUCAGCCACUUGUUAUAUCUAAAAUGAGGGGAAGGGCCAUCUGCGUACGCUGAGUGCUGGUAUUUCAGUCUCUGACCCUUGGGUAUAAGUCAAUUUGUCACACACUCUCAGGAAGCCCUAGUAGUGGUGAAGGUGACUGACGUUGGCUAUCCUCAGCCGUUCAGAAUAUCCAAGAGCUCUUUUGAGUUAGUCUGUAAAGGAACACCAAACUAAUGAUACUUGCACAAUGAGUUCCCAGCCUGUAGCUCCACCUCUUCUUGAAGUGAACACACACGUGUGUCCGAGUGAGCACAAAGUAUCAUGAGUCUAAUUUAUUGUUUUAACUAAAAAUAGAUAAAGAACACAUAUAAGUAUACAGCUUGAUGGAUAUUCAUAAACAACAUACCUGUGGAACCAGUAACCUCAUCAAGAAACUCCUGGCACCCCAGAAAUUCUGCCUGGAUCCCCUUCUGGUCACUAUCCACUUGGAAAGGCAACUAUCCCGAAUUGGGAAAACAUAGACUAAAUUUUGCCCGGUUUUGUCUUUAUAUAAAUGGAAUCAUAGGGUAUGUGUUCUUUUAUGUCUGACUUCUUGAACAUUUUGGGGGAAUGGGUUCGAAUUUAUUUUUUAAAUAAUUGCCAGAUAGCUGCCUUGCAGCUGUUAUUAAUAACAAAAUACUUGUAACACCCCCAAAUUGUCUUUGGGACUCCCAGCCUGGGAGGAUGGUGAAAUUAACAAACUGGUUGAAACAAAAUACAGACUCAAAACAGGUUAUGCAGGGCCCUUGUGCAAUUGGCCCCAACCUGCUUCUCCAGCCUCACCUAUCGUUCUCCCCCCACCCACCGUCUUAACAGCACAACCUUUUGUCUUACAGAUUCAUUCCUCAAGCCCCAUCUUUUUUUUUUUUUUUUAAAGAUUUUAUUUAUUUAUUCAUGAGAGACAGAGAGAGAGAGAGGCAGAGGGAGAAGCAGGCUCCCAAGGAGCAGAGAGCCCGAUGCGGGACUCGAUCCCAGGACCCUGGGAUCAUGACCUGAGCCGAAGGCAGACGCUUAACCAUCUGAGCCACCCAGGCGCCCCUCCUCAAGCCCCAUCUUAAAUGCUGGCUCUGUGAAGCCUUCCCCCACUGUUCUGAAUCAUUGGGUCUUACCUGCUUUCUAUUCUCUUAACUGUGUUCUUUCCUGUAUUGUAGCAUUUGUCACCUAUUUUAAUCAUUAGUCAGUCUUCAUGUGCCAAGCUCUUUUUGCAUAGUCCCUAGUGGAGAGCAUCAUGUCUGUCCCAUUAUAAGCAUCCCACAAAUGUUGACUCAAUGGGAAUAGAGCCCUCUCCAAGGACUUGAUAAUCUCCUGGAGGAGACAGGCGUGCAGAGGCUUACCUUUAACGUUCCCAUGGUACUUCCUAUGUGCCAGCCACUGUGGUAAGUGCUCUAAUAAUCCUCACCAUAAUGUUGGAGGGCAGGUACUAUUAUAAUCCCUGUUUUGCAGAUGAGAUUAAAUAACUAGGCCAAGAUUACCCAGCUGAUCAAGUGGCAGAGCCAAGAGAAUUGAUCCAGGCAGUCCGGUUCCAACAUCCUCUCAUCCUCUUCUUCAUGAUAAGUUGUGCCAGAAAGGGAUAUUGCGGGGGGGGGGGGGGGGGGGGGGCGGUCAGAUCAUCCAGGACCUUUGAUAAGGAGUUUGGACUGUUUUAUAGGCAAUAAGGUUUUUGAGUAAAUGACGGGUUUUCUGUUUGGAAAAAAGUGACUUUGGUAGCAAUAUAGUGGCUAGGUGGACAAGUAGCAAGAUUGGAAAGAGUCCUGCAGAAACUCCACUGGAGUUAAGGGCAGUGGAAAUGGAACAGGGGCAGCAAGUCCUGGCUGAGUACCUGCAUCCAGCUCUCCCUGCAGAGACCCACUGCAACAAGAGUAAAGGAGCCAAAAUCAGGAGCAAUGAGACACAAGACUGACUUAGCAGACCUAAGAAAACCAAAUCCUUAGCUGCAAUGGAGAAAAAUGAGAAGCAUCCUGGUUACCAGGUGGAUCCCCCUGAAGACUUUGGAGUGUCAAGUACUACACUGUAAACCAAGGAAUGGUUGAUUGAAAGCCUAUUCGAGAAUUAUUUCUAGAUCCUCUGCCUGAUUUCAUGUAGUUAAGCCAUUGUGCACUCCCUGAAUCAGGUACAUGAGAAGCUUACUUCCCAGAGAACGUAAAACAGGGUCUCAGGACUGGGGAACACCAGGCACAUCUGAGGAUAGGCAUAGCACACUGAAAAUGGGAUUAAUUAGACAACUGAAUGUUGAGAACCACUGCUGUCCCCAGCCUUCUCCCCCAAGAGACCAGAUGUCACUUUUCUGAGGAAUCUGACCAAUCCAAAGAAAAGAUCUGAGGAUACACUGGAGGGUCCCCCAGAGAAAUUUCUCCACCAACUAACCCUACUCUGAAGCCCAUGGUCACAAACUGCACCCAUGUGCAUAGACUUCCUGAUGGGCAUUUAAAUGCCCAACUCUUAAGUAUGAGUGAACAGCCAAGGAUCAUCAAGCAUUUGGGGAAACUCUCUAAACAUGGAAGAGAAGCCAAAACAAACUAGACAGAUAAAGCGGGGAGGAAGUUAGUCUGUGAUUAUCCUCAGAGAUAAGUGGUUGUAAAAGAUAAUACAUUAAAAAUAAACUUUGUAUAAAUGAAUAAUAUGAUAGCAGAAAUGGAAAAUAACAGAAAUGUAGUCUAAGUUGAGGAAAUCUAGAAAGUACAGCAACACGACAAAGAAACUGGAAGACAGGAGAGCAAAAUUAUAAGAAAAUUCGAGGACCCGUCCACAAGUUUCAAUAACUGAAUAAUGGAAGUUCCAGAAAGAGCAAAAAAAAGACGUGGAAAGUAAACAGUACUAAAGAAAUUCAAGAAAAUUUUCCAGAACUAAAAGACUUUGCGUCUUAAAACAAUGUAUGCAUAUAUAACUGAAAACAAACAAACAAAAAUCUAAAUUUUUAAAAGGGGAGAGAGGAUCAACCUGAGACAGGAGCCAUUUUUUUACUCGUGUGGCUGAAGCUCCUGAUGUUCACAGAAAUAAGGAAGUAGAAAGUCUUGUGAGGAAGGAAAUGAGUUCAGUUUUCCCCUGAGUGACUUCAGGCUUUCAUCAGCACAUGUUGAUGUCCAGCAGACAGACAGAAGUCCUGUGUUGAAAGAAGGAUGGUGCUCAAGCAAACACAGGAGGCAGAUGCAGAGAGGUCUGAUGAGAAUCACGGGGCAAGGCGUGAUCACCCUGAGACUAGAGAGAGGAGGGAGAAAAGGCCUAGAUAGAAGAAGGAGGAAAGGGAAAGGACAAGGACAGAAGAGCAAGAAAUACUCUGAGGAAACUGAGGGUUUAGGCAGGGCUUUGAGAAGGAAAAUCCAUAUGGAGUUGAGUAUCUCUGAGAAGAAGCACUGGGUGCUUUGACCCUUAGGUCGCUGUUGGUGAAGUCUGAGAGAGCAAUUCUGCACAGGAGAGGAGAGAGGAGAAAACACAAGGACAGUGGUUGUCAACAUAUGUGUGUUCUCUGUACCAUCUGAAUAGUGGGAUUUUUUGGUGGCAUCUUUGAAGUGAUAGAAAGGCUGAAAAGCACACCAUCCCAAGUCAACAACAAUGUGAACACCAUCCCCAAAGGUACUGUUCUUCUAGUCGCCAAGCACCUCCUCACGCUCUGGUCUGACCGGCUGUUACUCCUUCCACCUCUUAUCAGGCUGCAUUCAGCAGACUUGGACGGCCCAGGUGUUGGGAAACUUGACCUAAAUACAACUUUAAUUGGUCUUGUCAUUUAUGACAGUGUACAAAGUUGUCUUGCUCUAUUAAAAUGCCUAUUUGAAAACAGUGUUGAUAAAAUGCCUUUCCUGACUAUAUUGUCAUAGCCCAGAGUAGCAAACCAAUUCUAAGUUUUCCUGAUUAUUCUAAGGAUGAUGGAACUGAACAACACAAAUCAAAGCCUGUAGAGCUAACACCAUGGAUCUGCUCCUAAUUACAAAACUCACUAGGUUAUUUUUUAAGAUCUGGGAAAAACAGUGAUCCCUUCCUCAAUUUCCCAUUGACACUGGGCUACACCAAGUAGUUUGACGCAACUGUUACUCUGCACUGAAUGAAAUACAUGUUUGUGUAUAGCCAGUUAUUGCUUGCAUUUUUCCUUUUUGGAAACUUUGUUUUCAAAGCAAA